AUGCUCGAUAUAUUCCUAGACGCGUUUUGGCUAGGGGAAGAUACUCGCCAAAUUAAGAAACACCUUUUGAUUGUGGCGGUUGAUCAAACGGCGUACGAUAGGUGCAACUUUCUAGGACUACAUUGCUAUAAGCUACAAACAGAAGGUGUGGAAUUCGACGGCGGGGAGAAGCUUUUCAUGUCUGAGGAUUUCUUAAAGAUGAUGUGGCGAAGAACACUCUUUCUUGGAGAUGUUCUCAAGCAUGGAUACAACUUUAUCUUCACGGAUAUGGAUAUACUGUGGCUAAGAAAUCCAUUUAAAAUGCUCCAUAACGACGAAAGCUUGGACCUUCAAAUCAGUGUCGAUAGGUUUAAUGGCGAUCAGUGGUCAGAUGAAAACCCAAUCAACACGGGCUUCUACAUGAUCAGGUCAAACAACAAAACCAUCGCAUUGUAUGACCAAUGGUACGGAGAGAAAGACCAUUCGGUCGGGAAGAAAGAACAAGACGUCCUAUACGAUAUUAUGCGAAAAGGGGAGUUUAAAAGAUUAGGAAUGCGAGUUAAGUUUUUAGACACGAUUUAUUUUAGUGGAUUUUGUGAAAAUAGUAGAGAUGUUAAUGAGGUUUCAACUGUUCAUGCUAAUUGUUGCCGAAGUAUUCACGCUAAAGAAACCGAUCUCAUCAAAGUUCUUCAUGAUUGGAAGAAGUUUAAGGCCAAUUCCUCCACGAACGGUAUUUCGACGGAUGAUCAGUUUCGGUGGUCGGAUCAUACAGCCUGUCAGAAUUCAUGGAACCGAUGA
Molecule: messenger RNA, 777 nt
Organism: Erigeron canadensis
Lineage: Eukaryota; Viridiplantae; Streptophyta; Magnoliopsida; Asterales; Asteraceae
Exons: 2
Coding region: 1-777 (258 amino acids)
Source: RefSeq, a predicted model, not a curated record